Molecule: messenger RNA, 1294 nt
Organism: Carica papaya (papaya)
Lineage: Eukaryota; Viridiplantae; Streptophyta; Magnoliopsida; Brassicales; Caricaceae
Gene: TT4
Product: Chalcone and stilbene synthase family protein
Biological process (GO): polyketide biosynthetic process
Molecular function (GO): acyltransferase activity, transferring groups other than amino-acyl groups
Source: RefSeq, a predicted model, not a curated record
CCUUCUCACAAGCCACGAACACGUAUUACUCCUCAAGACUUUUAACUAUUAUCAAUGGCGGUGGCGGUAACCGUGGACCAGAUCAGAAAUGCUCAGAGAGCCCGUGGUGCAGCCACCAUCCUCGCCUUCGGCACCGCCACUCCCUCCAACUGUGUCUCCCAGGCCGAUUACCCUGAUUACUAUUUCAGAAUCACCAACAGUCAACACAUGACUGAUCUCAAGGAAAAGUUCAAGCGCAUGUGUGAAAAAUCCAUGAUAAGGAAGAGAUACAUGUUCUUGACGGAAGAUUUUCUCAAGGACAACCCGAACAUGUGCGCCUACAUGGCGCCAUCUCUCGAUGCUCGUCAGGACAUCGUCGUCGUCGAAGUCCCCAAGCUCGGCAAAGAAGCCGCCGUCAAGGCCAUUAAAGAAUGGGGCCAGCCGAAGUCCAAGAUUACCCAUCUUGUUUUCUGCACCACCUCCGGCGUUGACAUGCCCGGCGCCGACUACCAGCUAACUAAACUCCUGGGUCUCCGUCCCUCCGUCAAGCGCUUCAUGAUGUACCAGCAAGGCUGUUUCGCCGGCGGCACUGUCCUCCGACUCGCCAAAGACCUUGCCGAGAACAACGAGGGCGCUCGCGUCCUCGUCGUCUGUUCCGAGAUCACCGCCGUCACUUUCCGUGGACCCUCCGAAAGCCACCUCGACUCCCUCGUCGGUCAGGCUCUGUUUGGUGAUGGUGCCGCUGCAGUCAUUGUCGGCUCCGAUCCCGACAUCUCCGUCGAGCGGCCGCUAUUCCAGCUUGUCUCCGCCGCUCAAACCAUCCUCCCGGAUUCUCACGGCGCCAUCGACGGUCACCUCCGCGAGGUUGGUCUUACAUUCCACUUGCUCAAGGAUGUUCCUGGCUUGAUAUCCAAGAACAUAGAGAAGAGCUUGGUGGAAGCCUUCACACCAAUCGGCAUCAACGAUUGGAAUUCCAUCUUCUGGAUAGCUCACCCAGGUGGGCCCGCAAUUCUUGACCAGGUUGAGCUUAAACUCGGCCUCGAAGAAGACAAACUCAGAGCUACUCGUCACGUCCUCAGCGAGUACGGAAACAUGUCAAGCGCCUGCGUGCUGUUCAUCCUAGACGAGAUGAGAAAGAGAUCGGUUGCAGAAGGCAAAUCCACCACGGGUGACGGGCUGAAUUGGGGAGUCCUCUUCGGAUUCGGUCCAGGUCUGACCGUGGAGACAGUUGUGCUGCACAGUUUCCCAACGACUGAGGUAACUCAAUGAGUUAGAAAAAAGAAGAAAAAAAAAAAAAAAAAAAGAAAGUUGGCCA